UAGCAAGUUGUGCGGAGCUGGCGGUCGGUAAAAGGGCGCUUGAUGUUCGAGUGACUAAUUAAGAAUAAUUUACUUGGUAUAUAAGAAAUACACCUGAGAUGACAUAGCUGCAUUUCAUAAUGUCUGCUACUGGUCAAGAAAAUGUCUGCAAUCAUGUGAAAGUAGUGAUCCGUGUUCGUCCUGAGAAUGCAAAAGAGAAAGAUGGAAGCUUUCAAAAAGUGGUUCAGGUUGUUGAUAAACAUAUAUUGGUUUUUGAUCCCAAAGUGGAAGAGGUCAGUUUCUUUCAUGGAAAGAAAAUAUUGAACCGCAAUAUCACCAAAAGGCAAAACAAGGACCUAAAAUUUGUAUUUGAUGCCAUAUUUGAUGAACAUUCUACACAGCUGGAAGUCUUUGAAGACACUACCAAAACCGUUCUAGAUGGUUUUUUAAACGGCUAUAAUUGCACAGUGCUUGCUUAUGGUGCAACUGGAGCUGGGAAGACUCAUACAAUGCUGGGUUCCCCUGAAGAUCCUGGAGUAAUGUACUUGACUAUGAUGGAGCUUUAUAAUUCCAUUGAUCGAAUGAAAGAAGAGAAGCAUUGUGCUAUUGCAGUUUCAUAUCUUGAGGUCUACAAUGAGCAGAUACGUGACCUAUUAGUAAAUUCAGGAACAUUGGCUGUUCGAGAAGAUCCUCAAAAAGGAGUACUGGUUCAUGGGUUAACAUUACAUCAGCCCAAAUCUGCCGAAGAGAUCUUGCAAAUGUUGGAUUAUGGAAACAAAAACAGAACACAACAUCCUACUGAUGUGAAUGCCUCCUCUUCUCGGUCCCAUGCUGUCUUUCAGAUUUAUUUAAGGCAACAAGAUAAAACUGCAAGUAUCAGUCAAAAUGUCCGUAUCGCCAAAAUGUGUCUCAUUGACCUGGCAGGAUCUGAACGUGCCAGUGCCACAAAGGCCAAAGGAGCUCGCUUUAGAGAAGGGGCAAAUAUAAAUCGGUCACUGCUUGCUCUUGGCAAUGUUAUUAAUGCUCUGGCAGACCCAAAGAGAAAGAAUCAGCAUAUUCCCUAUAGGAAUAGCAAGCUUACUCGUUUACUGAAGGAUUCUCUUGGAGGAAAUUGUCGCACUAUCAUUAUAGCUGCUGUUAGUCCUUCCUCUUUGUUCUACGAUGACACAUACAACACUCUUAAAUAUGCCAACCGAGCCAAAGACAUCAAAUCCUCACUGAAGAGCAAUGUUGUAAGUCUGGAUAGCCAUAUAAGUCAAUAUGUCAAGAUUUGUGAAGAGCAAAAGAAAGAGAUUGUAAUGUUGAAAGAGAAACUGAGAGCAUACGAAUUGGAAAAAGUACCUGUUCCCAGUAAUCAAGAUACAGCUAUUUGUACAAAUCAGCAGCAGGUUGAGAUAUCAAGGUUAAAAGAAAUUUUGAAGUGUGUGUUUGCAAAUCGAGAGGAAAUAAGGAAAGAGUUCCUCAAGUUUGAACUACAACUAAAAGAAAAUGCCCUUAAAACACAUUAUCAGAAACGUUGCCACGAACAAAUUCAGAUAGCAUUCUCAUGCUCACCAGAAAGAUUUGAAAAGGCAACUGGGAGACAUGAUCACCGGCUUGCUUUACUUAAAACUCGCCGUUUGCAUCUAGAAAAGAAAAAAGAAGAGGAAUCUAAAUGUUUUGAGGACAACACAAAUUGGUUGCAUAGGUUGGAGAAUGAAAUGCGCCUCCUGGGUCAAGAUGGUCACAUUCCUCCAGAUCUACGUGGAGAUCUGAAGUGUUGUCACUUGAAAUUGGAAAUUCAGGAUUUGAAAACACAAAUUCAAUAUAUGAAAACUCUAGUAUCCCUACAAGAACAGCAGUAUAAGCAGACAGAAAAAAUCCUGAACUCUUUGCUUCCAGUUUUAAGAAAGCAGUAUAUUGCUUUAAAAAGGACUGAUUUAGCAAAUGAUGACAUUGAGGAUGACUUCAGGGAGUUUAAGCAGCUCAUUCACAGAGAGAAAGCUGUAGUUUGGGCUGACCAGAUUGCUGAAGAAGAAUCAGAUCAAAAUGAUCAGCUUACGAUGUCUGCUCUCAUGUCAUUUCCACAGCUUGUUAGCUAUCGGAAUACUCCCUGUA
Molecule: messenger RNA, 2076 nt
Organism: Python bivittatus (Burmese python)
Lineage: Eukaryota; Metazoa; Chordata; Lepidosauria; Squamata; Pythonidae
Source: RefSeq, a predicted model, not a curated record